Molecule: messenger RNA, 945 nt
Organism: Sphaerulina musiva SO2202
Lineage: Eukaryota; Fungi; Ascomycota; Dothideomycetes; Mycosphaerellales; Mycosphaerellaceae
Product: Isochorismatase hydrolase
Exons: 2
Coding region: 1-777 (258 amino acids)
Source: RefSeq, a predicted model, not a curated record
AUGCGUUUCUCAACUACAUCGUCAGAGCUCCUGCUGCUCGCAUCAGCUGCUGGAUUUACCCAAGCUGCUGCCGGUUACAACAACAACGAAAAUGCCCCAGGCUACACCUGCCAACCCCAUUGCAUAGCAUCCACCAUCCCCAGCAAUGAAUCCUCCACCCUCUCCUUCGGCAAACACUACGCCGUCCUCAACCUCGACCUAAUCCCAGGCAUCAUGAGCCCCAUCAUCAACACCACCGCAGGCCAAACCUUCAUCAACUCCACUUCCACCUGGAUCAACGCCGUAGCAGCCCAAAACCCACCACCUCUCACUCUCUUCACGCGCAUAUACUUUUCCAACUCACGUCAACCCGAAAUCGGACCUCAAUCGCCUUUUGCCCAGGUCGCGGGGACGUUGGGCACGAGUGCGGAUCCUUUGACGGAGAUUUAUUCUGCGUUCCAAGUGAAUGAGACGAGGGGCGAUGUGGUGUUGCAGAAGACGAGGUAUUAUGCUGGUGCGGGGAAUGGGUUGGAGGAGAUUUUGAGGGCGCAGAGGAUUGAUACGGUGGUUUUGUCGGGGAUUAGGACUUCGGGGGUGAUUUUGAAUACGGCGUAUCGGUUGUUUGAUGCGGAUUACAAGGUAUAUGUGAUUGCAAACAACACCAUUGAGACGCCUCCUUCUGGACCGGACGUCAAUACUGCCAUCUUGGAGGGAGUACUUCCCAAAUUGCCGGCUGAUGUGAUUACGCUGGAGCAAGCACUCGCUGCGUUGAAGAGGAGUGGACCUGCGGUGUAUUAAGCUAUUGGCAGAUGUGGAUAAGUAUAUGUAUACAUAGUUGAAUGACUGAAAUGAGGAACGAGUGGCUUGAAUGGCAUCCUCUUCAUCUUGUCUAGCAUAUGACGGUCUUUUCAGAAAAGGUCGAAAAGUGGUGUGGAACAAGAGAAGUUGAGUCGAGCAGGAAAACGU